AUGAACCCCAAUAUUUGGAGAUAUCUUGUUAGUUGUAAUGAUUUCUAUGAAAUCCUCCUAUUUUUAUAUCUGCAGGAGUCAUGGCAUGAGUUAGCAAAUGCUUUUUCGAAUGAAAGAAUCUUGUUCUCAUUAAAUUCUGCUCACCAACGUUCACUAGCUCAAACACUUGUUCUUUCAGCUUCUGGCAUGAGAACUUCAGAGGCUUCCAAUCAGUAUGUAAGGGGUCUCAUGGGUCAUAUGGUGUCUUAUCUAGUGGAAAUGUCUGGCAAGAAUGAUCUCAAACAGGUUGUCCAACAGCCAGAUGUUAUCCUGUUGGUCUGUUGUUUGUUGGAGCGGCUUCGAGGUGCUGCUAGUGCAUCGGAACCUCGCACGCAGAAGGCGAUUUAUGAGAUGGGAUUUUCUGUAAUGAACGCUGUUCUGAUCUUUCUUGAGCUCUACAAACACGAGGUGCAUCUGGCGAAGAAUUUAGUAUUUUCUAGUGUGGGUUGUUGUAAUGUAGUUCUUUAUUCUGACUUUGUUAAACCUUGA
This is a messenger RNA of Ilex paraguariensis (yerba mate), 528 nucleotides long. Lineage: Eukaryota; Viridiplantae; Streptophyta; Magnoliopsida; Aquifoliales; Aquifoliaceae. The record is from the annotation of a GenBank genome assembly.